This is a messenger RNA of Brassica napus (rape), 1777 nucleotides long. Its product is annotated as glycolate oxidase 3-like. Lineage: Eukaryota; Viridiplantae; Streptophyta; Magnoliopsida; Brassicales; Brassicaceae. The coding region runs from base 320 to 1426 and encodes 368 amino acids. Gene Ontology annotation, molecular function: oxidoreductase activity; FMN binding. The transcript has 11 exons. Gene Ontology annotation, cellular component: peroxisome. The record is from RefSeq and is a predicted model, not a curated record.
UCCUGUGCUGACACGUGCCUCUAACACCUCCCUUAUUACCGAUCACAAAAAUCUCAAAGUAAAGAUCGAUAAUCUCCUUUUUCUUUUGUUUUGAUUUAAUUAAUUCACUUAUUUGGGCUAAGGAUCCCAUUAAGAACUAGGGAUAAACGUGGUCUUAGCUCUGUAUAAAAUAUAAAGAAAGUAGUUGCCAGUUAUAAUAUAACUUUGGGUACAGAGACGUAUGUUACUUUAUGACUUCAUCUUAUAGUAUUCUUCGCCACCUUCUCAAGAACACCAAGACGUUCUCCGUGUAAUCCCGCGCAGAAAUUACAAAAAAGAAAUGGAGAUAACGAACGUGAUGGAAUACGAGAAAAUCGCAAAGGAGAAAUUACCAAAGUUGGUAUAUGAUUACUAUGCAUCUGGUGCAGAGGAUCAGUGGACUCUUCAGGAGAAUCGUAACGCCUUCUCCAGGAUUCUGUUUAGGCCUCGGAUUCUCAAAGAUGUAAGCGAGAUUGAUGUGAGCACAAGGGUUUUAGGGUUUAACAUUUCCAUGCCAAUCAUGGUUGCUCCUACGGCAAUGCAGAAAAUGGCUCACCCUGAUGGCGAGCUUGCAACCGCCAGAGCUACUUCCGCUGCUGGAACGAUCAUGACUUUAUCUACAUGUGCUACUUGUAGUGUUGAUGAAGUUGCUUCCACAGGACCUGGUAUUCGUUUCUUCCAACUCUACGUCUAUGAGGACAGAUACGUGGUUAGACAGCUUGCGAAACGAGCUGAAGAAGCUGGAUUCAAAGCGAUUGCUCUUACUGUAGAUACCCCUAGGUUCGGACGCAGAGAAGCCGACAUCAAAAACAGAUUCGCGCUUCCUCGAGAUCUAACUUUGAAGAACUUCGAAGGGUUGGAUCUUGGGGAAAUAGACAAGACCAAUGACUCAUGGCUAGCUUCUUAUGCUGCAAGUCAAGUUGAUCAAUCACUUAGCUGGAAGGAUAUAAAGUGGCUCCAAUCAAUCACAAGCUUGCCAAUACUUCUCAAGGGUGUUCUUACAGCUGAGGAUGCAAGGAUCGCGGUUGAAUAUGGAGCUGAAGGGAUUAUAGUUUCUAACCAUGGAGCUCGUCAGCUCGAUUAUGUCCCUCCAACUAUAAUGGCCCUUGAAGAGGUGGUUAAAGCCGUGCAGGGUCGGAUACCGGUGUUUCUUGACGGUGGGGUUCGCCGUGGAACAGAUAUAUUUAAAGCAUUGGCUCUUGGAGCUUCAGGUGUCUUUGUUGGGAGGCCAACCUUGUUCUCGCUUGCAGCGGACGGAGAGGCCGGAGUGAGGAAGAUGCUGCAAAUGCUAAGAGAUGAGCUCGAGCUGACAAUGGCACUAAGUGGGUGCAGUUCUCUGAGAGAGAUCAGUAGAAACCACAUCAAGACCGAUUGGGACUUUCCUCAUUACCUCCCGGCCAAGCUAUAGGGAAUCUUAUUGAUCACUUGGUUUAAUAAUCAUCGAGGAAAACAAAAGAAGAGAUGGAUGGUUGGAUAUAUGAAGUAAUAAUCUCAUCGAACUAAAAUAAAAAUUUACAUUUGAGUAAAAAGAAUUGCGUAUAUGAUAUUUGAAGUAAGUCUUUAAUUUCACACUCCAAUAUGUUGUACCAAUCAGAACUUUUUGGUUUUUCUUUCCAUCUUUCUAGCUCUAGUUUGGACGAGCUUUCUCCCAAUUGUGCCUGGUAAAUAGAAAGUGACGUGUGUGAGAAGCAAGAGUGUUAGAGACGUUCACCCUUUCUCUCAAUUGUGUCCGCAGUUUCUUCCACUGCGACUCAUCAAA